AUGAAGAUAAAUGUAAGAAACAAAGAAGAAGGAGAAGAAGAAGAUGAUGAUGAUGAAGAAGAAGGAAAAUUUAAAGUGCAGUUAUUGGAAGAACUGCAUAACAAUAAGGAAAUUGAUGAAGAUUACGGCGAUGUCAAAGUGUAAGU
Messenger RNA from Enterobius vermicularis (human pinworm), 146 nucleotides. NCBI's taxonomy places the organism in Eukaryota, Metazoa, Nematoda, Chromadorea, Rhabditida, Oxyuridae. The record is from the annotation of a GenBank genome assembly.